AGAGGUGAAAUUGGACGUGAAGGCGUCGCGGUGUUUGUUAUAAAAGAGCGGCAAGUGAGAGUGAAACGUUCAGUUGUAUAUUCCACUGACCAGUGUUUGGAUGUGAGUGUUUUCCAAUCAUGCGGGUUGUCCUAGCAGUUCUUAUCCUUCAUCUCCUUGCCAUCUGCCAUGCAGACGAUACCCCAGUGUUCUCGUGGAAAAGUGUUGAGUUUGAGGAUGUUGAGAAAACUGCCACAGUCGGUGGCUAUCCAUCUUAUGUGGCCAGUGGAAAUCAUGUCUCUGGAAUUGGGUAUCAUGCUAGAAGUGGCUCAAUGAUUGUGACUAUUCCACGGCGUCAGCCAGGAAUUCCCGCAACAGUUGGAGCAUUCUGUGCAAAAGAUUGGAAGAAGGGUAGUAGUCCUAAGAUCUUCCCUAUUCCAAAUGGACAACUCAAUGCCCUCAAGGAGGGAUUCUUCAGUGAAGCUAAAGAGAUGACUUCUGCAGAUGCUGUAUCGAGAAAAGCCCGCGCAAGUGGAGAUGAUCUAAAGCCAAUUAUUUCCGUUUCAACUCCGAUUAUCGACAAUAAGUGCAAUAGAUUGUGGUUCCUGGACACUGGAGCUAUUUGGUAUCCUGAUCAGAUAAUUGUUGUACAUCGUCCUUCGAUGUGGGUGGUUCAGUUGCCAGAGAAAUCUUGCUCUAAGGAUGCUUUCAAGGUGAUCAAGAGGAUUGAAUUCAGUGAUGAUGAAGUGGGAGAUCUCUCAGGAUUAGCUGAUUUGGCGCUGGAUUUUGCCAAAAAUGGCACUUGCGAUGAUGUUCAUGUGUACAUGCCUGAUUCACUGGGUCGUCAGAUUGUAGUGCAUGAUUACCGUAAGGGUAAAACCUGGGCAUUCCGCGGACACUAUUCCUUUGAUCCGAUCGUAAGGGAGAGUGCUAUUGUGGCUGGAGAUAAUCAGUAUGUGAUUGAAGAGGGAAUCAAUUCAUUAACUCUUGGCUGGAGGGAUUCAUCAGACUACAGAGCUGCUUAUUACAUUCCACUCUCGGGAACUGGUCAAUUUGCCGUAUCUACGCAAGUGCUCAAGGAUGAAUCCCGUGCUCCAGGAAACUUCCAUCCAGAAGACUUCAGACUCAUCGGAUACCGAGGUCAGCAACUUCAAGCUAAUCGCCAUGUAUUUGAUCCCAAGACUGGAAUAAUUUUCUAUGCUGAUGCUCAAGAGCAGAGUAUCAGAUGCUGGAAUGUUAGAAGGCCAUUAACUCCUGACCACAUUGGCGUUACCAAUUUCAAUGCCUCUGAUAUUGAAGGACUUGAUAUAUCUAUUGACUCACGAGGACAGCUGUGGAUUCUGGCCAAUAAACCCCUUAAAUUCAGGGUUUCAGGAGUGGACACCAAAGAAGUUAAUGCAAAGGUAUUCCGUCUUUCUGUGAAUGACGCUAUUCAAGGAACUUCCUGUGAAGAUUCGAGUGCUAUAAAUGACGAUUUUGACGAAGCCGAAAGGAAUGUUUAUGAAAAUUUUGAAGAUUUUAUUCACUGAAUUUAAUAUUUCAGAUGUAAAUUUACAAUUAACAUAGUGAGAUUCCCAUUGGGAUUUCUGUGAUUAUUUAUGACGGUUUCCCACUGUUUUACUAACUAAAUAAAACAAUUAUUAAAA
Phlebotomus papatasi is the source of this 1625-nucleotide messenger RNA. Its product is annotated as L-dopachrome tautomerase yellow-f2-like. The coding region runs from base 120 to 1508 and encodes 462 amino acids. The record is from RefSeq and is a predicted model, not a curated record. Gene Ontology annotation, cellular component: extracellular region. The transcript is spliced from 2 exons. Lineage: Eukaryota; Metazoa; Arthropoda; Insecta; Diptera; Psychodidae.